Hippoglossus stenolepis (Pacific halibut) is the source of this 4537-nucleotide messenger RNA. RefSeq names its product elongation of very long chain fatty acids protein 6. Gene Ontology annotation, molecular function: fatty acid elongase activity. Gene Ontology annotation, biological process: fatty acid elongation, polyunsaturated fatty acid; very long-chain fatty acid biosynthetic process; sphingolipid biosynthetic process. The coding region runs from base 439 to 1248 and encodes 269 amino acids. The transcript has 4 exons. The record is from RefSeq and is a predicted model, not a curated record. Gene Ontology annotation, cellular component: endoplasmic reticulum membrane; endoplasmic reticulum. NCBI's taxonomy places the organism in Eukaryota, Metazoa, Chordata, Actinopteri, Pleuronectiformes, Pleuronectidae.
CCGUGUUUCAGCUUUUUACUCAUUUUAUCUUUUCCUCGAGUCAACACUUUAAUGUAAACCACUUAGUUAAAUAGUCUUUGAGUCCUGACUGUAAAUAAUUUACUGUAAAUAUUAGUAAAUUAACACCGAUGUAAAAUCUGAGCUCCGUUAACUACCAGCUGUGCUCCAGCAUCUCCAGGUCUUAUUGUGAAGGUCCGGACCGGAAGCGGUGUGUAUCAUAGUAACCACAUGUCCCUGACGACAGCGCGUCAGUGAGGAAGAACAUCUGGUGGCGCCUCAUCUUCCUCCUCUUCUCCCGGGUCACCUCCGGUUCUCCUCGGCCGGACGAAGCAGCAGCAGCAGCCGCCCCGUGCGCCUCCUCUCCCCGGUCUCCCUCCGGUUCCUCCCCGUCACACAGACUCAUCCGCACCCGGAGAUCGGGCCCCUUCCGCGGGACGAAUGACCAUGAACGACACGGAGCUCAGUCUGGCGGAGUUCGGCUUCGAGCAGGGCUUCGAUGAACGUCGAGCUCUGGAGUGGAUGCAGGAAAACUGGAGCAAGUCCUUCAUGUUCUGCGGCCUCUACGCUGCGCUGGUGUUCGCCGGCCAGCACUUCAUGAGGGAGAGACCGAAGCUGAACCUGCGGCGCCCGCUGGUGCUGUGGUCGCUCAGCCUGGCCGUGUUCAGCAUCAUCGGAGCCUUCAGGACCGGACUCUACAUGACGCACAUCCUCGCGACCAGCGGCUUCAGACAGUCCGUGUGUGACAUCAGCUUCUACAGCGCCCCCGUCUCCAAAUUCUGGGCCUACGCCUUCGUCCUGAGCAAAGCCCCCGAGCUGGGCGACACCAUGUUCAUCAUCCUGCGGAAGCAGCGCCUCAUCUUCCUGCACUGGUACCACCACAUCACCGUGCUGCUCUACUCCUGGUACUCCUACAAGGACCAGGUGGCGGGCGGCGGCUGGUUCAUGACCAUGAACUACGUGGUCCACGCUUUCAUGUACACUUACUACGCGGCGCGGGCAGGCGGCGUGCGGGUUCCCCGUCCCUUCGCCAUGAUCAUCACGGCCACCCAGAUCCUGCAGAUGGUGAUGGGGCUGACGGUGCUGGGCCUGGUUUACUACUGGAUGCACGAGGUGCGCUGUCCGUCCAACAUGGACAACGUCACAUGGGGCUCCAUGAUGUACCUCAGCUACUUGAUCCUGUUCGCCUUGUUCUUCUACAACACCUACCUCAGAGGCGCCUCCAGCGGCAAAGGCUCCAAGGCCGAGUAGAGACUCUGACCGUCCUGUCAACGUGUGCCAACAGCAGAAAUGACCGACAGUGCGGAGCCAUGAAUGUGUGAGUCCCAGCUGGUGAACAGGCUCCUCCUCUUGUUACGUCAUCAUCAACUGACUUUUAAUACUCGUCUGUCGCUCCAAACACUGACACAUCAUCCACUGACACAGCAGGAGCGAGGAGGCUGGUUCUGACUCAGCACAGUUUAAUAUGAUCUGGUGAUUAGUCGACGUUACACUGAUUAUAGAAACAUGAGGGAGUCCACGUCUCACUUCAUCUAAUCCUAUGAAAGACAAGCAUUUGUCUGAGGUGAUGAACAAAUGUUUUAAUCUUGUAAUGAAAAGGUGGAAAAGCUCUGAACUAGAACAAACUAUUGUAAAAUGUUGAGGGAUUUGUUCCAGAUUUUGUGAAAUACACUCGUUCGCCCUCUUUCUCAGCCUGGAGCUGGUUAGCUUAGCUUAGCAUAAAGACUGCAAGCAGGGGGAAACUGCUAGCCUGAAAAAAAAACAAAGAACAUUUAAAUUUAAUGCUAAAAACAACAAUUGUUCAUUUUAUUCUCUCACGUAUCAGAACUGACUCAUGACAUUUGAAUCCGUCCGCCGACUGCAUCACAGACGUAGAUUUUCAAGAAAUUACAUAAGCGCAAAUUGUCGUUGUUCGAUUCUCUCCAUAUAAUAGUUUGUGCAUAAAAACCCAGAUGCAGCUUAUUAAUCAGUGCGUCUCUGAGAUGUUAAGAGUUAUAUUCAUCACUUUGCCCAAAGCUUCCUCCUGAUUACAGUCUUUGAAUUAAGCUCCAGUGACUUCAACCUCCUUCUCAACGCUGGGAAAGAAAAACUAACGAGUUUAUUUUGCCCAAAAUGUCGAACUACUCCUUUUUAAAACCACGUGUUUUAGCCUUUAGCACAACUGUAACCUGCAGGAUAGUAACUCUAUGAAAAGGGAAUGAAGACUUCAUAUGCACUUAAUGUCAGGGGGUUAGACACACACACACACGCACAGACAGACACACACAGACACACACACACACAAGCAGGAGGAUCAGUUGAACUCUGGGUGACGAGCACAUUCCUUAUCUCAGAGACGUCUCAGAGAAAGUAACUUCUAGGAACUGGGGUUUGAAAGACGUCCGACGCGUCCUGCUGUCACAUCGUGUUUACAUUCUUCUGCACGUUCUGCCUUCUCGUCCUCACUUGAGACAUUUACACUGAACAAGGAGUUUAUUACUGAGGAGCAGCCAUAAAUACAGGAUAUAUUCCAGGAGCUGGGAGUAAACGUCUCUGUGAACAAAGAAACUCUUUAUCAGAUGUUUGAUUCCGUGUGUGAAGGCACCUGAUGACCACUCCCACAGUUAUAAAUAGAUUUAAACACAACCUUCAUGGCUCCAUUCAACACCUCCGUGCUCUUCAGAAGACGUGUGGAUGAAAAGAAGGAGAAUUCUACUGAGAGCAUCGCAGAGAAGUCUUAUUUAUACAUUAAUCGUGAUAUCGUGCCGUCAUCAAACCUCAGAAAUCAAUCAGCGAUGCACUUAUACUUUGAAAUGAAGGAUAAUAAAUUAACCACUGUACUCGAAGUACAGAUUUUAGAAUGAAAAACGACUAAACAUUAACUGAAAAGCAACCCAGCACUUCAUACACCUAUUUGAGGGAUUAACUUAAACACUCAGUGACACCAUUGUUAUUUUCUUAUCUUGUCGUUAUCAUGUUUUUGUCACAAAGGAUCAAUUCAAUCCUCCUGGGAACAUAAAGCCGUGUAGAUCAAAUCAAACAUAACCUGUAAAGAUCUGAGACGUUAACGUGUUGGUCUGCACCGAGCGGGGGAGGAAUCGGUCUGAGGUUCAGGGGAAAAGGUGUUUGAAUCUGUUUUCUUGUGUUCACACUGUAUUUCUGGGCCUUCGUGUCUUUAUUGGAUAAACAGACAAGCAGCUGAGGUCUGGACACGAACUGGGGACGUUUCCGUUCAGUUGUUUGCUGUGAAAACAACCAGUUGUACAUGUUUGGGGUUUGGGUUUCUGAUUUAUCUCCAUCUUAUGAAACCACACUUUGCUUCGCGCUCUGUGGUUUGAAGGUUUAACGCUGUUGUUCCAGUUUCAUUUGUCUGUUUGUGAUCCUCGAUCUCAGGCUGUCGUUCGUCCAACCAUCGUUUCACAUGAAGGAUUUUUUCUCGAGGCUCAGAAGAGGUGAAGGUUCUCACUGUUUCUCAAGAAGAAUCGAAACAGAAUUUAAUGUAACAGUAUUUAAAGUAUUAUUAUUAAUCAUCUUCUGAGCGGGUUGGGGAUUUAUUUGUGAGGUGCACACGUUCUCGGCACUUACUCGGUUUGAACAGUUUGUGAAUGGGAGGAGGCAGAAAACACCCGGCCUCUGGAUUUUGUGUAAAUUUGAAGAAAGGCGGCGACGACCGUCCUGUGUUCUCUCUCUUCUCUUUUUGGAUGUACUGUCGAGUCCGUACUGUAGAUUCCUGUGGUGCAGAUGAAGAAACGUGGUCUGAGAAGGAUUCUUGCAGAGAUUGACACUAACGUGCUUCCCGUUCUCUGAGGUGCUGAUUGUCGCUCGGUGUGCGAGCAGAGAAACCACCGGGGCUGCUGGGAUCAGUCGAGCUGCUCAGAAGGACGAGGCGCUGCAGUGGGUCCCUUGUAAAUAAUGUGUGUAUUUAUUUUCUUAUAGUGGAAAAAGUUCUCCAGCAGAUCUUUACCAGGAAGGUGCAGUUUCUCCAGCUGUGCAUCAGUUUUUCUUCCAUCCAGAUGUUGUGUUCAUGCAUUUCUACAUUCCACACAUCUGCUGGCAAACCACUUCCGCCUCUUCACUGAUAAGAGAUGGGUGACGAUUGCAGAAAAACUCUAAAAAGCCAUUGACACUGAACACGCAGAGAGGUUUUCUGGGGUGGGUUGAACUUGUGUAACAUGAUGUCAUCCUGUUGUUGUUUUUUUUUUGUGUUUCAUGCUAAUUUCAAACGAAGCUUCUCCAUCUUGUGAAAACACGAGUUUACCACUAUGACUGUUUGUUCCGUCCACGGCAGCUUGUGGUGUCGGAGGAGCUGCGGUUCACACUCGUUGUGUGUUUGUUGUGUGUUCGUUGUGUUGACGUAGUUGAAAUCACUGCAGGUCGUUUCAAUGUCUCGGAGCCUGAAGACAUUCACUGUAAAACAGCUCAGAGUAAAAAUCACUAGAGGACUUGUCCACUCGAUAAACUUGACGCUAUAUUCUGAGACAUUUCUGUGCCAAACAAAGCUUCUGCUGUUAUGUUUUCUACCUUGGUUUAAUGUGAGCGGCUCCAUGUUGGUCUGUGCAUC